GUCCCUGUAGCUGACUGGCUGCAGCCUCAACAACUUUCUCUGGUGUUGAAAAAAUCUUUCACCUCAGCAACGCGAUUGGGUCCGAGACUUCAGGUGCUAUUUGAAUCAAUGGCGGUAGGCCGGAUUUAAGAGGUCUGGUCCCCGGGAAGUUUGUCAGAAGUAGAAGGUACGCAACACGAAAUUGAGUGAUCUUUGAAUGCUUGACGGUGGACCCUCGUGACAGUGUCCGAGUGCCCCAAGUGAACCUGCAAUGCCCAAGAGAGCGUCACCCUGCACUCCUGAGCCGCCGAAGAAGAAAGCUGUGAAGAAAGCACCCAGGGUAGCUGCCAAUGGACACCGGUUACCAGAUCCACUGCCUGCCGGUGAGGUCCUGACGGACCUCUUCAGAAAGCAGUGGCGCCUCGGCAAAGCGGUGGGCUUGGGCGGAUUUGGGGAGAUCUACCUAGCAUCUGAUGAAGUCUCCAAACCUGUGGAUGCCAAUGCUCCCUAUGUCAUCAAAAUUGAACCUCAUAGCAACGGGCCACUUUUCACCGAGAUCAACUUCUACCUUCGUGUGGGAAAAGCCGAACAGAUUGAGCAGUGGGUCAAGCAGAGGAAGCUGGAUUACCUUGGCAUGCCCCGUUUUCGAGGUUCUGGUUCCCACGAAUUCGGUGGAGUAAAGUACCGGUUCAUGGUCAUGGACAGGUUUGGCGAAGACCUGCAGAAGGUCCUCGAUAGGCAUGGAAAGACACUUCCCUUGAAGACUGCCUUCAGCCUCGGAAUGCGAGUGAUUGAUGUCCUGGAGUAUGUCCACAGCUACGAGUAUAUCCAUGCUGAUGUCAAGGCGUCCAAUCUACUGCUCGGCUUUGGCAAAGGCAAUGAAAACAAGGUGUAUCUGGUAGAUUUCGGUUUGGCCUGUCGGUACACUCAAAACGGCAAACACAAAGAAUACAAAGAAGAUCUCCGGAAGGCCCACGAUGGCACCAUUGAGUUCACGAGUCGGGAUGCCCACAUUGGUGCACACUCGCGGAGGGGAGACAUGGAGAUCCUGGGGUACAACCUGCUGCAGUGGCUCUGUUGCAGACUGCCUUGGGAGGACAACCUCAAGGACCCCGAGUAUGUCAGUCAACAGAAGUGCGGGUUUAUGGAUAACAUCCCUCUGCUAAUGAGCAAGUGCUUCCCACAUGGAGACGUUCCAACUGGCAUCACAGAGUUCCUGCAGUACGUGGCUUCCAUGAAAUUUGAGGACACGCCAGACUACAAGCGGCUAAAGAGGAUCUUGGAGAAGGGCAUCCAGGCGUCGGGUUUCAAGCCUGAUGGCAGACUACUGUUCACACCACCAAGAGCCCCACGGCGCAACUCGUCCUCGCCCAAGGUGUGUUUCUGUGCCUCUAUGGAGCUCAUGGGGAAGUGUCAAUCAAAGAAAGCGGUGCUGCAAGAAAUCAUUCUUGCCGAAGACAGCGCGGACGAGAGCGAAAGCGAAAACAUCGCGGCAAAGCCGCCAGCAGCCAAGGUUGCUCGCAGCCGCGCUGCGCCAGCCCGGAAAAACAACCGUCGGUCACCUGCGGCCACGAAGUCCACCUCGGGGCUCAGCAGCCUUGCCAAGUUUGAUCCAGAGCCAAAAACGGGGAAGAAGAAAGCGGCUUCAUCCCUCUCGGGUAGAACAAGUUCUAAAGACUCUCGGAGGAACGGCUUCUGCGAAGACAGCAACAGCAUGGGCCUGGACAACCCCACUCCAGCCAUGCUGGAGGUGCUCCAGCGUAAGCAGGCUCUGUUGGCGCAACAGCAGGAAGGCCUGCUGCCUUCAGGCGCCAACGGCCGCAAGCGUUCAAGUACCUCACCGCCUGCGAACCACAGCUCAUCACCGUCCUGGGCAGACGGUCCCCUCUCCCCAGUCCAAACUUGUGACCGCGCUGUGCAAGCUGACAACGGCAUUGUGCCACGACAGAAGAAUGACCGGGCGGCCCGAAAGCGUCCCCUACGUUCCACCGGCUGUCAGACCGAGCCAUCAGAUGCGGUCUGAGGGGAGACAGUCGAGGCAGUGUUCGGCACGGAGUCAUGGUGUUGCAAGAGGAAAAGUGUGAAUGGUUCCGAGCACUAGUGUGUGAGAGAUGUCAAAAAAGGUCACCACGUUCCGCGAGGCUUUCAUCGACCUCUCUAGAGCCAAGUUUCUUCACGGCCACGUUUGCCAGCGUGUACAGACUUGUUGUGCUGCUCUGUGGCGCGCCCGCAACUGUUUUUAAAUCAGUGACAAGCAAACCCCAUCGUCCUUCUUAGCUCUCCAGACCUAGCUCUCUGCAGCAGAAUCCUUCCUGUCCCCUUUUUUUUUUGGUCACUCCUCCUGAACUUAAAAAGGGGUAUGAGCUGUCCCACACCCUCUCCCUUUUUAUAUAUGCGUUUUUUUUUUAGUUUUUUUUUAUAUAAAUUUUUUUCCGUGUAGUCGCCUGCCAUUUGAUCGGGUCGUUUGCAGUGGUCUUGUACAAACGUCUUGCCCAUAGUUGUACAUAGUUGUGGGGCAUUCGGCAUUUCAUUUUGUGUCACCAAGGCACACCAUUGCAUUUCUUACUUUAUUUUUCUUAAUCCCCUCCCUGUGUUUUUUUUUUUUUUUUUUGUCAGCGAAGUAGCUCAUUUUUUAAGAAAAUAAAAACUUGCUAGCCUUGGCA
This is a messenger RNA of Dermacentor silvarum, 2642 nucleotides long. Its product is annotated as serine/threonine-protein kinase VRK1. NCBI's taxonomy places the organism in Eukaryota, Metazoa, Arthropoda, Arachnida, Ixodida, Ixodidae. Gene Ontology annotation, cellular component: nucleus; cytoplasm. Gene Ontology annotation, biological process: peptidyl-serine phosphorylation; signal transduction. The record is from RefSeq and is a predicted model, not a curated record. Bases 251 to 2002 code for a protein of 583 amino acids. The transcript has 15 exons. Gene Ontology annotation, molecular function: ATP binding; protein serine/threonine kinase activity.